Molecule: messenger RNA, 6865 nt
Organism: Condylura cristata (star-nosed mole)
Lineage: Eukaryota; Metazoa; Chordata; Mammalia; Eulipotyphla; Talpidae
Gene: SORCS1
Product: sortilin-related VPS10 domain containing receptor 1
Exons: 27
Coding region: 424-3435 (1003 amino acids)
Biological process (GO): post-Golgi vesicle-mediated transport
Cellular component (GO): membrane; Golgi apparatus
Molecular function (GO): protein binding
Source: RefSeq, a predicted model, not a curated record
UCGUGUAGCCCCCGCCUGCGCCGCAGCUUGACCCCGGGCUGGGUCCCGAACCCCGGGGGCUUUGCUCAGCAGGGGCCGCGAGGCCGGCCGCCUGCCACGCCCCUGCCCUUCCUGGGGCGCCCCCUGUUCGCCGUGGCCCCCGGAGACCGAGCGCUGUCCCUGGAGCGGGCCCGGGGCACCGGGGCGGCUGGGGCGGCUUCUGCACGCUCUGGCCGGAGGAGACGCAGUGGAGCGGAUGAGGAGAGCGCGGAGAGGGGCGAGGGUGCAAGUCGAAGCCCCCGGGGAGUGCUGAGGGACGGAGGGCAGCAGAAGCCUGGGACUCUGGAACGGGACCCGGACAAAGCCACUCGCUUCCGGCUGGAGGAGCUGAGACUGACCAGCACCACGUUCGCGCUGACAGGCGACUCAUCACACAACCAAGCCAUGGUUCACUGGUCUGGCCACAACAGCAGCGUGAUCCUCAUUUUGACAAAGUUCUAUGACUAUAACCUGGGGAGCAUCACUGAGAGCUCGCUUUGGAGGUCAACUGAUUAUGGGACAACCUAUGAGAAACUGAAUGAUAAAGUUGGAUUGAAAACUAUUUUGAGCUAUCUCUACGUCUGUCCUACCAACAAGCGUAAGAUUAUGUUACUCACAGACCCAGAGAUUGAAAGCAGUUUAUUGAUCAGCUCAGACGAAGGGGCAACCUAUCAAAAGUACCGACUGAAUUUCUACAUCCAGAGCUUGCUCUUCCACCCGAAACAAGAGGACUGGAUUCUGGCAUACAGCCAAGACCAAAAGUUAUACAGCUCUGCUGAGUUUGGGAGAAGGUGGCAGCUUAUCCAGGAAGGGGUCGUACCAAACAGAUUCUAUUGGUCGGUGAUGGGGUCUAACAAGGAACCAGAUCUUGUACAUCUUGAGGCCAGAACUGUGGAUGGUCAUUCGCAGUACCUGACAUGCCGAAUGCAGAACUGCACAGAGGCCAACAGACACAGGCCCUUCCCCGGCUACAUUGACCCUGACUCUUUGAUUGUCCAGGACGAUUAUGUGUUUGUUCAGCUGACGUCGGGAGGACGGCCGCACUACUACACGUCCUUCCGGAGGAAUGCCUUUGCCCAAAUGAAGCUACCCAAAUACGCUUUGCCUAAGGACAUGCAUGUGAUCAGCACAGAUGAGAACCAAGUGUUCGCAGCUGUUCAAGAAUGGAACCAAAAUGACACGUACAACCUCUACAUCUCAGACACCCGGGGUGUCUACUUCACCCUGGCCUUGGAGAACGUGCAGAGCAGCAGAGGCCCUGAGGGUAACGUCAUGAUCGACCUCUAUGAGGUAGCAGGGAUAAAGGGAAUGUUCUUGGCUAACAAGAAGAUUGACAACCAAGUGAAGACCUUCAUCACAUACAACAAAGGCAGAGACUGGCGUUUGCUGCAGGCACCAGACACGGACCUAAGGGGAGACCCUGUGCAUUGCUUACUGCCCUAUUGUUCACUACACCUUCACCUUAAGGUUUCUGAGAAUCCCUACACUUCAGGGAUCAUCGCCAGCCGAGACACAGCUCCCAGCAUCAUCGUGGCUUCAGGUAACAUCGGUUCUGAAUUAUCAGACAGCGACAUCAGCAUGUUUGUCUCCUCAGAUGCCGGGAACACUUGGAGGCAGAUCUUUGAAGAAGAGCACAGUGUUCUGUAUUUGGAUCAAGGUGGCGUACUGGUUGCUAUGAAGCACACCUCCCUCCCGAUUCGACACCUCUGGUUGAGUUUUGAUGAGGGGAGAUCUUGGAGCAAAUACAGUUUCACAUCUAUUCCACUUUUUGUGGAUGGGGUUCUGGGUGAGCCUGGGGAAGAGACGCUAAUCAUGACCGUAUUUGGACACUUCAGUCACCGCUCUGAAUGGCAGCUGGUUAAAGUGGACUACAAGUCCAUCUUUGAUAGACGAUGUGCCGAGGAGGACUACAGACCUUGGCAGCUACACAGCCAGGGGGAAGCAUGCAUCAUGGGAGCAAAAAGGAUAUAUAAGAAACGAAAGUCAGAGCGGAAAUGCAUGCAAGGAAAAUAUGCAGGAGCUAUGGAAUCUGAGCCCUGUGUCUGCACCGAGGCCGAUUUUGACUGUGACUAUGGCUAUGAGCGGCACAGCAGUGGCCAGUGCCUGCCUGCGUUUUGGUUCAAUCCAUCCUCUUGGUCAAAGGACUGCAGCGUGGGACAGAGUUACCUCAACAGCACAGGGUAUCGGAAGGUGGUUUCCAAUAAUUGCACUGAUGGCGUGAGAGAACAGUACACUGCCAAACCCCAGAAGUGCCCGGGAAAGGCGCCCCGGGGGCUCCGGAUAGUCACCUCUGAUGGGAAACUGACAGCAGAACAAGGGCACAAUGUCACACUCAUGGUCCAGCUGGAAGAGGGUGACGUGCAGAAGACUCUCAUCCAGGUGGACUUUGGGGAUGGCAUCGCCGUGUCUUACGUCAACCUCAGCUCCAUGGAAGAUGGGAUCAAGCAUGUGUAUCACAACGUGGGCAUUUUCCGAGUGACCGUGCAGGUGGACAACAGUCUGGGGUCUGACAGCGCCGUCCUGUACUUACAUGUAACUUGUCCCCUGGAACAUGUGCACCUGUCUCUCCCCUUCGUCACCACAAAGAACAAGGAGGUCAACGCUACAGCUGUGCUGUGGCCCAGCCAAGUGGGCACCCUCACCUACGUGUGGUGGUACGGGAACAACACUGAGCCCUUAAUCACUUUGGAGGGAAGCAUAUCCUUCAAGUUUACUUCUGAAGGGAUGAACACCAUCACGGUGCAGGUGUCAGCUGGGAAUGCCAUCCUACAGGACACGAAGACCAUCGCAGUCUACGAGGAGUUCCGAUCUCUCCGCCUGUCCUUUUCUCCAAAUCUGGACGACUACAACCCUGACAUCCCAGAAUGGAGGAGGGACAUCAGCCGGGUCAUCAAAAAGUCCCUGGUGGAAGCCACAGGGGUUCCAGGCCAGCACAUGUUGGUGGCAGUGCUUCCCGGCCUGCCCACUGCUGCUGAGCUCUUUGUCUUGCCUCAUCAAGAUCCCACAGGAGAAAGCAAAAGGUCGGCUGAGAACCUGGAACAGAUAUCAGAGCUGCUGAUCCACAAGCUGAACCAAAACUCCGUGCACUUUGAGCUGAAGCCUGGAGUCCAAGUCCUUGUACACGCAGCCCACUUCACAGCAGCGCCCCUGGUGGACCUCACUCCGACCCACAGUGGCUCCGCCAUGUUGAUGCUGCUCUCCGUGGUGUUCGUGGGGCUAGCGGUAUUCGUCAUCUACAAGUUCAAAAGGAAGAUCCCGGGGAUUAAUGUUUAUGCCCAGAUGCAGAAUGAGAAAGAACGAGAGAUGGUCAGUCAAGUCAGUCACACUGAAAGCAGGCCCCCUGCCCCUCAGACUGGACUGAGGAGGCCUGGCCAGCUGAUAGAUGAGAAGGUGGAGUCACGGCUCAUAGGAGAGUAGCUUUACCCUCCCCUCCCUCCCCUUCUGCUCAACCUGGUGACUCAUCUCUCCGGUUGCAAAGAGCAAGACAAGCCACUCCACCUUCAACGCCAAAGCGGGGAUCUGCUGGGGCACAAUUUGCAAUUUAAGGAAAACCCCCAAAGGCUACAGGCGACCUGCUGAUCAGGAAAGAAUUUCGCUCUUGUCAAGUGCAUCAUCCUCCAUGACCACUAACUUUAUGUUUUUUUUUUUUCUUUCCUUUGUUGUUCUGUUUCCUAUUUUGCCAGGAAGUAUUUCCAUAGUUGCUGAGAAUCAAAGCACAAAAGAAAUCCCUACCUAUGUAAAUGUUUGAAUGGAGGACGCCAGUAAAAACAAAAACAAACAAAAAAUAAAAUAAAAACAAUCAAAAUCCAAACAAACAAACAAACAAACAAACAAACACUGCAUCGGGACUUUUUAAUUCUUCAGACACAGACAACAAGGGUUUUUAGCUUUAAGCCUGUGCAUGUGGACGAUACUUGGAGGGGCAGUGUCCAGGUGCUCUAUUUUAAUGGAAAACACUCCCCUCCCCUUUCUUCUCUCUUUUUUCUGAUCGGUCGUGUUUGUAGAGAAUUCAUAACAUAUACAGGCCAAGGAAAUCUGCAUGUAUUUUUGGAAAUAUUCUUGGCUGUAGAUUUAACAGCUAUUUUAGCAGUACCGGCUGAUGGAUGGAUUAGCCACCUCAGUCCCUUUCCUAAGACACAAAGACAUGCACAGGGGUUUGAAGCCCUGAGCUGUUUCUCUGGUCCACCUGCUGUAUUGCCCUUUCCCCUCCCACAUUACCUUUGGUAGCUCUGCUGGCCAGCAGUGGCCACCACGCUGUUUUCUCCAUCCUGUGAGGCCCCACGGUCAAAGAAGCGAGUUGAAGUUCCAUGUACGCAGGUAGAAUAGCGAAGGAAGGAGGCAGGGAGGCAAGAUGGCAGGAGUGGACCUGUUUCCUGUCCACCCCUGGCACCAUGGCUGCUUCCCUGGAAGCUUUUCCUGCUGCCCCAACUUAGGUAGAAAACAAUGCCAUGAGUCACUCACAGUCUGGCCUCGCCAUCGAUUGCCGUCCACAUGGGGUCACAAUCUGUUGAUGUCUUUGUAUCUCUUCCUUCCAAGACCCAAGAUAUCCUUCAGCUGCUCCAGCCUCCCCAUCCUGAACAUAUUGCUAGAUCCGGGACAUCACCUGAUGUUCCCUGACUAUGACCUCACCUCUGCCAGCCCUGCCCCUGCCACCCGCAAGUUUCUGAUCUCUGUCAAUUUUGUACACUUGCAAGCAUGCCAGCUCCCCUCCACCCUGACCACGGCCCUCCAGGGUUCAGUCUCAUGCACCCUUCGCCUCCUUCUGUAGCACCUUUCAAAUAUCCUUGUCUUUUCCCACCUGGAAACACAUAAUGUGUGCAAGAGCUGAUAUCUGCAAAGCAAUUCAAACCUGGCCAUGUACAUUGGAAAAGAAAGGAUACAGAUGUGUCGAGGUGUUCUCGUAUCUUAACAAAAAAAUCACACACAGUCAGAUUCUAGAAGGUUCUUGUGGGAAAUGUUUUGAACAUAUUUCUAUAUGACAGGGCAGUUCCCCCUGUGACAGUUGCUGUUGCCCAGUAUUUCUUCGCUCGUAGUAAAAUAAAACCGUUUGUAAAAUAAAAGUGAUUUUAAGCCGCAGAAGAAGCAGGUUCAUGGAUUUAUUGUUCCAGGGUGUCACAAAGUCUGAGAAUAUACGCAGGUCUUGUCUUCCACUAGGAUGAGAUUUUAAUUACGCAGGGUGGUGGUUCCGGUUCUUUCGCAGGUGUGCAUUGCUGCCCCCUAACAUCAUAGUAUCUGCAAAGGAAAACUAAUUAAAUAUAAAGGGGAGGAAUUGAUUGACUUAAAGCAGGAGGAAGUUACAGUUUUCCCCAGGCAACCAUGGAAAAAAGGAAAUAAAACCACUUCCAGAGAGUCCCCUGGAAUUUUAUGGAUAGGUCAAAUCCCAUUGUAAAAUUUUGAUAGAAACAGUUUUGAAACACUACACAGAGCUCAGUCUCCUCUGAGCUGGGUCCCUCAGCCAACAGGUAUGACAGGAGGUGCCCAGGUAACCCUUAAGACAUAUGGAAUAAUGGUGGGGACCCCUGCCCGGGGUAACUCAGGCAGAGCAAGCUGAACAAGGCCACAGGCAGAAAGCUAGUCAUGCAGAAGGCUGUGUGGUUGAGCAUGCCCAAUGCGAACCUAGGGAAUGGAUUAUGCCCCACACAGCCAUCUAUUUGCGGAGCUCAAUUGAUCCCCAACCUGCCAGGCUCACUACCCCACAGAAAAUAUCACCAUUGAUCCUCUGCAGUUGGAGGCUCCCAUAUUUAAUUUGGAAAACAAAGGAUUUGGAAAGCAAAAGAAGCUCACUCAAAAUAGCACAGGAAGUCCUCAGAGUCGCGGUUCAGUUCAUUUAAUUGGAAAAUUAUGAAAAAGGAAGUGACACUCUUAAUCUAGCACAGUGCCUUGCCUAGAAUAGGUAUAAUGAAACUUAUUUCUUGAAGGAAUAAAUGAAGGAAUGAAUAACAGAGAAGUCACAGGGAAGACGGGAGUGUUGUAAGUCCUGAUUAAAAGUAGAGGUGGGCAUGAGAUGCCUGGCAGUUUGCAAAGUGACCAAAGCUGGCCCUCUCUAGGUCCAGCAUCUGCAGGUUCCCCUUGUGCCUCUCCCCAGCUGCCCCCACCUGUAGUUCAGAGAGGCAAGGUACCGCCCAUGGGCGCCUUCCAGUCCAUAGGAUCUAGCGCUGUGGUUCUCAGUCCCUGGUGCCUGACCAGCAAGGUCGGCAUCCUCUCAGGCGUGUUCCAGGAGUGGGACCCUGUGGUCCAUUUUUGUAAAUCCACAAUUACCUAUUUGUGAUGCGUGCUGGUUUGAGAAACCCUCGCUUAAGCCAUAGCACCUGGAGCCCAGAGAGCAGGCACGGCGAGAGCCUCUGAUGGGAGAGACCCAAGUGCCUACCUGUUCACUAGCAGCAGGUCCAGACACUGGGAGGAGUUUGGGAGAAUUGAGGCCACAGGGAGGGGGGUGAGGAGGACGGGGAAGGGCAGUUUCAGGGCAUGCUAAGCAUCUGAUAUUGCAGUGUUUGUCCAAAUCCACAAGUCCCCUGAACGAUCCAGCCGACACUUUCUCCUUUGCCUUAUUCUUAAUUGGAUUCCUUGUCCAAAAUGCAGAGGUUUGCUUGCUUUUUUUCAGAAGUUCCAAACAGCAACUUUGAAAGCAGUGGGGUGCUUGGCAGCUGUUCUGUGUUUUCCAGGAUUCCAACUGAGCAUUGAAAUCCCUCAUUUGCCAACUUAUUUUUAUAGGAAGCCAAUUUAAAAAAAAAUAAAUGAAAGUUUUCUUAUAGUAUCGGAACUACUUCUAAUUUUAAAAUGACUUUUUUGAUGUAUUUUUGGUUAAAUACUAUGUAGUGUAAUGUAUAAUUGCUCUUGUUUAUUGCUU